Molecule: messenger RNA, 696 nt
Organism: Penicillium oxalicum
Lineage: Eukaryota; Fungi; Ascomycota; Eurotiomycetes; Eurotiales; Aspergillaceae
Exons: 2
Coding region: 1-696 (231 amino acids)
Source: RefSeq, a predicted model, not a curated record
AUGCCUUCACUACCUUUUUGGCCCACGCCGUCCGAUGCUCCCGGCGGAUGCUCGUGUAAUCUGGGCAAUGUGACUCGACAGGAGACUCUCAUCUCGUCCCAUCUUGCCGAAUGUCGCAAGAAUCAGACCAAUCUGGAUCAAUUCCAUUCGCAAGAGGAGUUGGCCAACUACGACCGAGCCUGUGUCUGCUGUGCAGAGAGUGCCAUUUUAUCUACAAUAUGGAACACCUGCCCAAACACCAUUCCAUCCGAAAUCGGAGCCGACUACUGGUACGACUCCUUCUUGAAACCCAAUCACUGGGACGAAUGUGCCUCGUACCUCGAGACGCACGAUUGUGCCCAUGAACUGGGCUAUUCCGCCGAAAGUGCAGGAGGCACCAACACCUUUUACAAACCGGGGAAACUCCCCCAAAAUGGGACCCAAUCGCUCUUCAACACCGGGCAAACCCUCAGUACACCUGCUAGUGGUGCAAGCUUCACCUGGACCGAUGGAUCUCUCAUCCAUGCUAUCACGGCAGCUUCUUUUCGAGAGUCGGUCCCGGCGACGACCACUGGCUUGGAGGGGCAGACUUUGAUUGGCUCUGCAAUGAUUGCAUCGGCGACGCGUACGGGGGGAGGGAUUCAAUACGGUAGGAAUACUGGACCUUUGUGGGCUGGAAUAGGGGUUGUUGAAAUAAUUGUCUGGGUGAUUCUGUGA